AUGCCUCCAACCACUCGUUCCCAGAGCCAACAGGAGCCCUACUCUGGCCAUGACUCUGACCAGGACUCCGACGGCAGUGACGACGACGAUGGCCGAGACACUGCGAUGGUGGUCCGCUCGCCAAUUACGGAUAUCAGCUACGACAUCUCGAACCUUGAUAAUGAGACCCAGGAUGGGGUGAGGCAACUCUUUGGACCGAAUCCAUUCGAGGGAUCAUCGCAGCUCGUCCUACAGGGGUGCCGGUCUUUUGUUGACGGCGACAGCCAUUUCUACGCUUUUGAGAUGCACGAAACCGUGCGCAGGCCAAUCCGUGUGGGGUCUCCCAAGAAUCAGUACCGCAAGCCAAAGUGUUUCUGCAUGGGGGACAGUGAGAAACCUUGCAAGCAUUUGAUCUAUUUGCUUGAUCAGGUCAACUUUCACACAGCCGAUCAUCAGUCUGGACCGCCAGAGCACCUUGGGCCAGAUGGAUAUGCAAGCGAGAUGGGCCACCCGUUCGAGAGGAUAUCGGAAUUCCACCUUGACCAGCUAGCCAGCAGCUUACACUGUGACCUUAAAUCUCCAGACUUCAAGUCAGAGACCAAUCCAGCGCACUUGCAAGAUGUGCGUGAGAUUCUGGCGUCUGUUGCGGAACCCGAUCUUGACGAUUAUGCCUUCGAGCGCUUCCGCCCUGAUAUUUUCGACAACCCACAGGCCAUCCCUGGCGAGGACGAGGUUAUCUCUUAUGGGGAUCUUACCCAUACUGUCGCAAAUAUGCUCCUUGACAAUAAGGAAUUCUUUGCUUACUUCCUGAGACUUCUCGAGCCAAGCUCAAGAGCACGCGACCCCUUCAGAAAGAUCCAGCAACGCGUUGACCGAGUACUGGGCGACCUGGCGGCCUUUUCUCGAGAUACUGGCCGAAAUUCAACGGCCACGAGCGCCUUGGAGGGCCAUAAAGAUGUUCCUUGGGCCGCUGCGCAUGUCGAGAGGGCCGUGUCCACGAUCCAGUCUCUGUUGCAAAACAGGUCCGACGCACCAUCAGCUCCCACAGAGCGAGCUAGCGCAGCUCGAGCACUGGUGCGGAUCCUGUUCAUCAUUGUGUUCGACUGGAACCGCGAAAUCAUCCAUCUUCCGGCCACAACUACCUCAACAAGCAGCAGCGGCUCAUCCCCAAACCCUGCACAGACAACAACAGCACCAUCCCGGAACGAGACCAAUCUGUACCACAGACUCAUUGGAGGACGGACUCAUGGACCCUCUGCCUUUGUGAUUGACGUACUCGCCCAGCUGCCCGAGCAGAAUCAGUGGAUUGAGACGCUCGAGGAGAUCGAUGAUAGGCUGAGCACGUACGCCCCGCCUGCAGGGUACGUGAGUCGACUGAGGGACGUCAUCUUGUCCAUGAGGAGUAGUCGACCAGCUCCAGCCCCGGAAGCCCACAUGUCCGGCCCAAGUCGAAGGGGCGGUGGCAAUGCGGCGGGCAGCAAGAGGAGCAGGGGUGGCGGGAACGGGAGAGAGGGCGGAGCCAAGAGAGUGAAGUGA
Messenger RNA from Diaporthe amygdali, 1515 nucleotides. RefSeq lists its product as uncharacterized. Bases 1 to 1515 code for a protein of 504 amino acids. The record is from RefSeq and is a predicted model, not a curated record. Lineage: Eukaryota; Fungi; Ascomycota; Sordariomycetes; Diaporthales; Diaporthaceae. The transcript has a single exon.